Molecule: messenger RNA, 1886 nt
Organism: Oncorhynchus gorbuscha (pink salmon)
Lineage: Eukaryota; Metazoa; Chordata; Actinopteri; Salmoniformes; Salmonidae
Product: proline-rich transmembrane protein 4-like
Exons: 2
Source: RefSeq, a predicted model, not a curated record
AUUUCACAUGUCAAACCUCAUGACAAAUUGCUUUUUAGGAAGCGAUCAACUUUUUAUGGAAUCGAAAUUCUAUAUUUUCUCAAUGUUUUUUUCAGGUAACCUUCCUGAUGCUGAAGACUGGCUAUCUGACCCAAUGGGUAGUGAAGCCACCUACCUCCCAGACUGCAAUCAGGAACGUUCGGGAAUCUGCAAUAUCUCCGACACCUGGGCGCCGCUUACCACCUCUGACGUGCUCCCCACCGCCAACACCCCCUCCGCAAACCAAUCAAAUAACCCCUUCCUGAUUCCGUCCCGGCCCAUGUUCAUAUCCCUGCACUCUGAUUGGAACAGCGCUAUGGCCGCCUGGGGGUUAGCCUGGGAUGCACACGUGUACGGUCUGGGCUCCAUCUUCGCCAUGGUGACCCUGGCCUCGACGCUCAACCUGCUGUGCCUGCCCCUGCGCUGCCCUUCCGGCUGUGGCUACUUCGGCCUGGUCAGCGUCUUCCUCCUGGCUGCAGGGUGUACCAGGGCUUUCUCCCUCCUCUACGAUGCCUACGGCCACCAGGACCGGCUGCCCUCCACCGAGGCCUCCCUGCUGCUCUACGAAGCUCCGUUCCCCUGCCUGACUGCAGCCUUCGGCCUGGUCUUCCUGCUCCUCUCUAUGCGCUCCAGAAUGCAGCUAUCCUACUCAGCCUUCCAGAGACCCUGUUUCCUGGCCUGUCUGGUGUUGCUGCACUUCGCAGCAGCUUUUGGUCCUGUAGCCUUGCUGAGGCUCUACCAGAGGAGGACGCCCUUCUGCCUCUUCAUCUCGCUCAUCUCCAGGGGAACGUUUGUGGCGCUGGUUUCUUUUCUAUCGGUCGCCUAUUUUGUGUUCUUCUGCUACGUACGGGCGGAUUCAAAGCACAUUUACCACCUGAAUAACACCUCGCCCACGCCAGCUGAGCGAUACAACCGCUGUCCAUUCGCAGAGAGCAGGGACUGGGACCGUGCGGCUGCGACAGUGUGCCUUUCGGCUCUGUUCUGCCUGGCAUGUGCCGGGCUGCAGCUGUACGCCAUGCUCCACUCUCUGGGGCUCGCCGGAGGAGCAGAUGUGUUCCGCCCCUGGCCUUGGUGGACCUUCCAGCUCAGCUGCAGGGUUUGUGAGGCCGGAGUUUGUCUCACCUUAGCCCUGGUGGUGGCCCAGCCAAUCUACUGCUCUGACCACCUUCCCCAGCCUGGAAGCUGCUGGACGGAGCUGCUGGCGAUUAAGUCGCCCAUUAUGCCGGGAACCUACCAGUGGACCCUGAGCCAGCAGGAGAAGCUGGCCAUCUGUGACAUUGGGCACGGGGAGACAGAGUGCCUGCCCCUCUACACGCUGAUGGAUGAAAGGCUAGGCAGCAGCUUGAACGGCCUGGACCUCCUGUACCACAGCAACCGGGCCUUGGCUUACAGAGACCUGGACCUGAAUUUGGAUCUGCCUGGCUCCAGCAAGCCCGAGGACAGGUGUGGUGGAGAGGCGUCCGGGGGUUCCUCCUUCACCAGUGACUCCACGGCUGACCUGCGGCCGCCAUCGCCCAUCAACCUGCGCCGUAGUAUUGAUGAGGCGCUCUUCAGCGAGGACCUCUUUCCCAUAAGCCUCUUCAGAUCGUCCAUACCCUUUUGCUGCAGUGACCUGUCACUCAACAUCCCCUACUCCACAUCCACCCCUGCCCAAUGCCCAGAGGGGCACGCCCAACCCUCAUCCCCUGGGCGGCAGCUCAAGCCCCGCAUACAGCCUCCAGCCACCCAGGGCUCACACAUGCAGAGACACUAUCGCACACUGGGGUCAGCCUCACAGGAGAGUCUUGACCUAGAGUCACCACGGACCGGUCCGUACACAGAGGAGUUCAUCAAUGUCUGCAGACAGAUUGAUGCGAUGAGCAUCUGCA